Messenger RNA from Callorhinchus milii (elephant shark), 5715 nucleotides. Its product is annotated as solute carrier organic anion transporter family member 5A1. The record is from RefSeq and is a predicted model, not a curated record. Gene Ontology annotation, molecular function: protein binding. Lineage: Eukaryota; Metazoa; Chordata; Chondrichthyes; Chimaeriformes; Callorhinchidae. Gene Ontology annotation, biological process: sodium-independent organic anion transport; transmembrane transport. The transcript is spliced from 9 exons. The coding region runs from base 22 to 2253 and encodes 743 amino acids. Gene Ontology annotation, cellular component: membrane.
UCCCGCUGCUUCCUGCUGUGCAUGUGCGGCCUGACCUUCAUCCAGUCCCUCAUGGUGUCGGGCUACCUGAGCAGCGUCAUCACCACCAUCGAGAGACGCUACAGCCUGAAGAGCUCGGAGUCCGGGCUGCUGGUCAGCUGCUUCGACAUCGGCAGUCUGCUGGUGGUGGUCUUCAUCAGCUACUUCGGGGGUCGCGGCCACAGGCCCCGCUGGUUGGCCGCCGGGGGCUUCCUGGUGGCCUCGGGCGCCGCGCUCUUCGCGCUGCCCCACUUCAUCUCACCGCCCCACCAGCUGCAGGAGCUCAAGUCGUCCGUCAACAACGAGGGGCUGUGCGGGACGACCCCCCACCACCACCAUCAUCACCCCUCCUCCUCCUCCACCUCCCCCUCCCCACCCCUCCAGGGCGAGAGCCACAACGGCAGCACCGGGUCCCUCCCGGGGGUCGGGGAGUCGGGCUCCGCCUGUGGGGACCAGGACUCCGCCGCUCAGGGCCACUCGCUGUACGUGGCUCUGUUCAUCUGCGCCCAAUUCAUCGUCGGGGUGGGCUCCACACCCAUCUACAUCCUCGGCCCCACCUACCUGGACGACAACGUUAAGCCGGAGAACGCCUCUCUGUACCUGGCAAUUAUGUAUGUGAUGGGAGCCCUGGGACCUGCAGCUGGAUAUCUUCUAGGGGGAGUAUUAAUCGGCUACUACGUAAACCCAAGCACUAUAGUUCACAUUGACCAGCACGAUCCACGCUUUAUCGGAAACUGGUGGAGCGGAUUCUUACUUUGUUCAAUCUCCAUGUUCCUGGUCAUAGUCCCCAUGUUCAUGUUCCCUAAAAAGCUCCCACCUCGGCAGAGGAAGAAAAAGAAAAAGAAAAUGGUCUCGGAGGAUUCCAGCAGCGACGACGAUGUGAUGAAAGAGAAAUCCAACAGCAAAGGACAUGGAAAGAGACCGGUCUCCUCCUCUAUGGGGUUCAGUAAAGACAUUAAGGAUCUUCCUAAAGCAGCUAUCAGGAUCUUGAGCAACAUGACAUUCCUGUUUGUAAGCUUGUCGUACACAGCAGAGAGUGCCAUCGUCACCGCUUUUAUUACCUUCAUCCCAAAGUUCAUUGAAUCUCAGUUUGGCAUCCCAGCAUCUAACGCAAGCAUUUACACAGGUGUGAUCAUUGUUCCCAGUGCUGGUGUUGGAAUCGUCCUCGGCGGCUACAUUAUUAAGAAGCUUAAGCUGGGAGCUCGCGAAUCGGCAAAGCUUGCCAUGAUCUGCAGCGGAGUCUCACUGUUGUGCUUCUCCACUCUCUUCAUUGUCGGCUGUGAAACCAUUAAUCUAGGGGGCAUUAACAUACCUUACACUGCGGGCCCGUCCCUCACAAUGGCUCACAGGAACCUCACAGGCAGCUGCAACGUGAACUGUGGCUGUAGAAUCCAUGAGUACGAGCCUGUCUGUGGAUCAGACGGGAUCACGUACUUCAGCCCAUGCCUGGCUGGGUGCUCAAGUGUGGUCAAUGAAAGCACAGGGAUGAGGAACUACACGGACUGCGCCUGUGUUCUGAGUCGCCAGGUCAUCACUCCCCCUACGGUCGGACAGAGAAGCCAGCUCCAUUUGGUUAUUGUGAAGACGUACCUGAAUGAGAAUGGCUACGCUGUGUCGGGCAAGUGUGAUCGGACGUGCAGCACCCUCAUCCCGUUCCUCAUUUUCCUUUUCAUCGUCACACUGAUCACAGCGUGUGCUCAGCCAUCAGCUAUCAUAGUAACUCUCAGGUCUGUAGAAGAUCAGGAGAGACCUUUUGCCCUGGGAAUGCAAUUUGUUCUCUUACGAACUCUCGCUUAUAUUCCGACUCCAAUCUACUUUGGGGCUGUGAUUGACACGACCUGCAUGCUGUGGCAACAGGAAUGUGGUGUGAUUGGUUCCUGCUGGGAGUAUGACGUCACAUCAUUCCGAUUUGUCUACUUCGGGUUAGCAGCCGGCCUGAAGUUCGUGGGCUUUAUUUUCAUCUUCCUGGCCUGGUACUCCAUCAAGUAUAAGGAAGAUCGCUUGGAGAGGCGCAGGAGGACAGCUUGUCCCGUGAGCACUGUCAGCGAGCUCAUCGGCCACGCGGGCGGCCAGUACAGCUCCACACGGACUCGUUCCUGUCCCAGCUUUCGCACACGGGCUGAACACGGCGACGACCUAUCGCGGCGCGCGGGACAGACAUUACCCGGAUCAUUCCGAGAGCCAGAACAGCACACGGCGGAGGACACACUGGAGGAUGUGACGGCUGACAUCUAGGUCAACGCAAUGUCCCCCCCCCCCCACACGUGACCAUCCCGAGGAUUGAGUCGUCCCAACACUGCAAAACGCCGGCUGGGCUGUUGAAGCAGGAUUUUGUUCUUCGUUUCGAAAAAAAAGGGGGAAAUGUUUCCACACAGAAUUUUACAAACAAAAACUGUGCCUUUUUAAUUUAAAGAAGUGGCAAACAAUGAGCGACAAAAUUAAAAGUUAAUGCACCGACAGUGGCACUCCAGAGGGCUGGAUACCUCAAAGCGAAUUCUAGGCUGCUUUUUAUUUUUAAUCUUAAUGGUGCGACCAUUUGCACUCGUGCUCUACGAUGACUAACAAUUAGUGUUUGGGGAAUCAUGAAAUACAGGGGCAGGCAGUCAGUCAAGCAGUGGGUUAGUCAGUCAGUCAGUCAGUGAAUCAGGCAACAUGCCCAGCGCCAAGCGUCAGUGUGCAAUUGUUUCGACAAUUGUUUUGGGCAUUUUUUUAAAAAAAAAUGCUGUUCUCAUCAGCCCUAGGUCACACAGUGUUAAGAAUACCUGCUAGAUGCCAGUUGCAGGCUGUUGAAGAUUUAAUAUAUUUGACUUGGUUUUAGUGACGAAUAACGUGUUUUUAUAAUCACUGCUCACCCCAUCAGAGUGACUUGAAAAUCGUGUUUACAAGACAGUACGUUAAGUUGCCGUAAGUAACCCUGGCCCUGCCCAAAGCUCCAAUACCACAGUUGGCAUCCACAUGACCUUUACCAGUGACCACGUUUGGUAGCCUGGUAAAAGUUGGACGAGCAUAAACUGGGCGAUAUUCCCGAACAAGUAUCUCAGGCCUCAGCUCAGAAACUGCACUGAGCUCAGUGGAUCGAAUGGGAUUAAACAGCUUCACUGGGGAGUCAGCAUGGCACGAGCUGAGUGGUCACCCCAUUAUGCACCCACACAUCUGAAAAUUGUAAUGUCUCUUAGCAGAUUUAGCAGUGCAUCAAUUGGGAGACAUUCCACCCAGGUCUAAAUUUACUCUCUCCACAUAGCAUUUCAGUGCGUCCUGAAUUUGGCAAAUUCUGAAAAGCAGCCUUAAUUUUUUUCUCUUUAAUUUCUUUACUUGUACUAGAUACACAAGUCGAGUAAAUCUAAACCUGGGCAGAAUUCCUAGAAAGAAGGACAAGCAGACACACUGCAUACUUGUGCCAUUUGAAAUAUUGAAAGUAAAGGAAGGGCAGUGAUCUCUGAGCAGAAUACAUUGAUACAUAACUGUGAUGCUGCAAUUGACAGUAUCCAGCUGCUUGCAUUUCCUGUUAUUUUGCCCACAUGUGCAAGUGGUACUGUUGCUAUUUCUUCACUGGAUUUCAAAUCCACUUCAGGUGCAUUAAGUCAAGGUUUAUCUCGAUCAGGUAAAUAUCUUUUGUGGCUCUCUCCUGAAGUGAGGGGGAAAAUCCUACGUGUGCCUCACUUUUAUCACAAUUUCUUGCAGGGGUUGCUCCACUGCAGCACGUUUUUAACACAAUGCAAGUUGUAGCGGUGUGUGUUGAAAAGCAAGCAGGAAAGGAUUUGGUUUGCCGAAAACGUUUCCACGACAAACCUAAUUGCCUUAAAUGCAGGAACAUGCAAUGGAGUACAAGAAAGAGUAAAGGAGCACAUAAUAUUCACUUGAUCUAGGGCCAGCCUUCAGAUCCUGGUUCAAGACUUAGACUGGAAAAUUCAGAGAGUGCGAAGUUUGGAAACCUAUGGAAUUAGUCUGAAUUUUGACGCCAGUUUUCUGGAGGUUCUUAUAAGGGGCUCAAAAAAAAGUUUUUCUAGUUGAGGCUGAAUUGAAGAAUUUGCCAAGAUUUGCAACACUCUUAAGAUGCUAAAGCAGAUAGUGUUAGGUCUAGAAUCAGGGGUAAUUUCUGGUCCCUUCCCAUGUACUGCAUAUUCAAUCUACAUAUCAAAUAAACAUGUACGUGGCAUUAUGUAUCUCAGCCUCUGUAAAGGCAGGCAAUAUAUCGAAAUCUCUGCAUUCUCAUAGGUUUAAGCAUCAAAGCAAUUUCAGAGGCGUUAAGGACCUGGUGUGUAAAUUGCCUUUGGUCUCUCUUUGCUAAGAUAUUAAAGUCACCCUUAACCUGCUGCAUAACCACUCAACAUACAGUAUUCAGUUGCUUGCAUUUCCUGUGUUUUUGUCAUAUAUCAAAGAUAUCACAACGAUUUUUAACUUGAACACAGAGCAUGUGGAGUAGAGUUUAAUGAGAACUUCAUCGCACUACCUAGCAAGAAAACAAUUGAAUUGGAAUUAUGGAAGGUAUUUUACAGAAUUUCACCUGUUCUCUUUUGAUACAGAAACAACACAACUGAUGUAAAGAAAAGCAUCGACAUACUUGAUCACAGAAACGCAAUAUUGCAUGCAUGUUCCCCACUGUAUCUCCUGCAUGCAUUUUCUAUUGUUUUCCUGGUUAGCAGUGUGUGGGUUAAUGCAGUAUUGCAGACUGUGUACCUCACUUUCAAUCAAGCAAAAAAAAAUAGAAUUAUUACACAAAUUUCGUCAAAUUCUCUGCUACUUUGUAAAAUGGUAGUUAAAUUGCACGUUGUCACACUCCAGUGGUGUCAAAAUCACUGGAAAGAUUUUAUUUCUUGGUUGGCAUUGUAGAUGCUAGUCGGAACAAGUUUAGGAAGGGCACACAGCCAGCAGUUUAAAUUAUAAUGUCAGGCAGCUGGUGAGCUCAAAGAGCAUCUUAUAUGUUAUAUUUUAUUUUUAAAACAAGUAGUUAGUAUGCUGUCUUGCUUCCCGUUGCCAAUAAUCUCUGCAAUUGUCUCUUUUAUUCUCAGCUACCCUUGUAUUAUUUAUAUACCUUUUAUUAGAUAUUUGUUUUUAAAACAUACGGUUUACCAUGGCUAUGUUUUGCUGCAUCUCCCCAGAGUCUCAGUCACUUACCGUCCCCCUAUACCCUCCCCUUUCCUUCAAUGUCUUAGCCUUUUACUGUGGAGCUUAGAGCUCCAUCACUUACCAAGAACUAAAUGAAAGGUCCAGUCAAAUGCAGCUGUGGACCCAAAGCAAUCUGAUGCGCUGGAUGCCUCUCAGAACCCUACAACAUCCAUUGUGGGAUCUAACUUUUGUUCUGAGCAUAAAAUACAGGUUUCUCAUUCAGAUCACAUCGUAGUCCGCAAUAAAUAAAUCAGACAGUGGUGCAACCUUGUGUAACAGCAAAUCAUGAUGCUGUUGUAUUCAAAGAGAAUCUCAUUGGGCAGUGACAGGUAUCUGACAUAGAGACCAGUGAGCAAGUGUUCAGCAAUGGUUUACUGUGCAAUAAGGUCCUGGAUACAGUGAAACUAUUUCUGAGGUUGCAUUGUGAACUUAGAAGAAAAAAGGUUUGGGUGGUUGGAGGCUGGAAAAGUGGAGUGUUUUCUUCAGGGGAAUUCUUUAUUUCAGGGUUUCACUAUAAUUUUAAAUGGUUCCCUCUAGCUUGGUGAUGAUAAUAAUAAUCCUUGCAUUUGACGUGGCGCUUUAUCACAUCGU